AUGGCGUCUCAGGGUAAUCCGACGCCGAUUGCAAUCAGCCCUGCCCCCGUGCUGGCGCCGGCGACCAGCAAGCCCGAUGCCACAUCAGUCCCGGGAGCCACCCUCACACCCGGAAAGACGACUCUGCAGAGGGCCUCAUCGCCCCCGAAUCCGAAGAAGCGCGCCUCUUCGAGCCCCGAUGCUUCCGGUCCCGCCAAGGUCACCAAGAGGCGUGCGGCGAGGGCCUGCGUGUCAUGCCGUGCUCGCAAGGUGCGGUGCGAUGUUGUGGAGGGCGCGCCGUGCGGGAAUUGCAGGUGGGACAACGUCGAGUGUAUUGUGCAGGAAUCUCGAAGGAGAAAGAAGAAUAUCCAUCAACUCGCUGCAAAUGCUGCGGCCGCGAGGCACAUGUCCUCGGGGGCCGAGGCCCAGGUGAAGCCUGUCUCCGCGAUCGGCGCCAACCCAAUCCCUAUCACGAGCUCGCCGUCGCUACUUGGCACUGAUGCGGCUGCUUCGCUGAAUCCCGGCGCCGGGAACGCUGGCUUGUUUCUGGGUGCGGGAUUGAGCGGUGCGUCGCCCAAUCUGCUGUCAGACGCCGGUGACCACUCCUUUGGCUUCGUGGCGGUGGGUCACAAGUGCACGGGACGAGUCAAGUUGCAAGUUGCAAUUGCUGCAGGCUCGGAGCAACCUCCUCUCCCCCCCCCCGCUGUCACAUACCAACAACCUGGCUACGGCAAUAUCACAGAUGAGAACUCGCGCCGCCUAUUGACGAGUCUUCUCAACCAGGUUGCCCUCUUCGGUGGAAAUUCCCAAUUCCUCGGGAACCCUGAGGAGCCCGAUAUCAGCACUCUUCUCCCGCCCUUCAUCCGUCCAUUCCCCGCAAAGGUCUCAGCCCAGGAUGUGAAAUUCCUGCGUGAGAAGGGCGCGCUCAGCCUGCCCAGCACUGCUCUCCAGAAUGCGCUCGUCCAGGCCUACGCCGAGUACGUGCAUCCUUACAUGCCGCUCUUGGACAUGCAAGACUUCCUCAGCCUUAUCAACGCCCGCGACGGAUCUCGUGGUCAGCUCAGCUUGUUCCUGUACCAGGCUGUCAUGUUUGCCGCUACGGCUUUCGUCGACAUGAAGCCGCUCCGGGAAGCUGGUUACCCCACUCGGAAGGCCGCCCGCAAGGCCUUCUUCCAGAGAACUAGGUUGUUGUAUGAUUUCGACUACGAGUCCGACCGAGUUGUCCUUGUUCAGGGCCUCUUGCUGAAGACUUUCUGGUAUGAGAGCCCAGACGAUCAGAAGGACACCUGGCACUGGAUGGGUGUGGCCAUCAGCCUUGCCCACACCAUUGGCCUCCACCGCAAUCCCACGGCGUCGAACAUGCCGCCCAAGAAGCAGAAGCUGUGGAAGCGAAUCUGGUGGUCCUGCUUUAUGAGGGACCGCCUUAUCGCGCUUGGCAUGAGGCGCCCAACUAGGAUCAAGGACGAGGAUUUCGAUGUUCCCAUGUUGGAAAAGACCGAUUUCGACAUCGAGUGCCUCCCUGACGACAACACCGUCGUCACCCCUGAUUGCGCCGUUAUGAGGGAUCUCUCCGUCCAGGAAGACCUCGCUGAGUUGUGCGUUGCCAAGGCGCACCUCUGCAUUCUCAUCAGCCGUAUGCUCAAGGCUCAGUACUCUGUCCUCGCAAGAGACAAGUCACAACCGGAGAACACGACCCAUAGCACCAUGAUGCUGCUACCCAACAAGGCCAACAAUGUGGAAAUGGUCAAGACCGUUGACCUCGACCUCAUUUCUUGGGAGAGCGCUCUUCCCGAGUCCUGCCAGUACCGCCCCCUCACACCUCUUGACGUUCGCGAUGGAAAGUCGACCGUUGCCGUGCACCGCACGCUCCUCCACAUGGUUUACCACACGACAGUGUCCGCUCUGCACCGACCUCAGUUCCUCCCCGCCUCGCCAGUCCACGCGCUCAUGGCGUCUCGCCCCGUCCAAGAGAUGGCGAGAAUCCGAGUCCGCGAUGCUGCCACUCGCAUCACUCUGAUGGCUGCAGACCUUCACCGAUACAGGCUUGAGCGAUAUCUCCCCACAUCUGGUGUUACCGUUGUUCUGCCCGCCAUGAUCAUUCACCUUUUGGACAUGAAGAACCCCGUACCCCAGACCCGCGAGCGGGCCAUUCGGGGAUUCAAGCAGUGCAUGAAGGUCAUGGAAAGGUUGCGAGAUAUUUACGCCGCGGCUGAUUACGCGGCCGGUUUCCUGGACGGCGCGCUUCGCAAGGCCUCCAUCGACCUCAGCGCCUCCUCCACACCCAACGUUACCGUACCACCGCCUCCUACCAAGUAUACUCCUCAUGGUGUUUCGGCGCAAACUCCUCCUCCAGAGAAUGCGCCCUACAUGACAACUCCCGAGGCGUCGUUGUACACGGCGAGCUACUCUCAAGAGCAGCCCGCCGCCGCCACCACUUUCACUCCUCCCGCGACUAUGGCUACUCCCGUCGCGAUGUCCGCCGCGUCCCCGCCUCACACGGAGAAGGACGUCGACUCCGCAACCUAUGGACUCACUCCUAGCGCAAGCGGCUCAUCUGAGGAGAUGAACAUGGACUACGACAUGAUGCAAAACGGGGGCCACAAUGGCGUCUCUGGCCUCGGAGAGGGCAACUGGAACGCCGAUGUGGAUAUGGAUCAGUGGCUCCAGUUCCCUCCUGAAGGUGUCAGCAACUCUGAUGACUCCUUCAUGGCGGGCAUGUUCAAUGACGAUUCCGCCGCGCAGUUGGCGCCUGAGCAGGUUCUUCCGUGGGCGACUGCGUUCUCAACGGAGGGUGCCUCUGUCGACCAGACCACUGUCGGCCCUAUCGAUGUGGCUGUUCAAAUAUAA
Scedosporium apiospermum is the source of this 2826-nucleotide messenger RNA. RefSeq lists its product as uncharacterized. The transcript is spliced from 5 exons. The record is from RefSeq and is a predicted model, not a curated record. Lineage: Eukaryota; Fungi; Ascomycota; Sordariomycetes; Microascales; Microascaceae. Gene Ontology annotation, biological process: DNA-templated transcription; regulation of DNA-templated transcription. Gene Ontology annotation, molecular function: DNA binding; DNA-binding transcription factor activity, RNA polymerase II-specific; zinc ion binding. Bases 1 to 2826 code for a protein of 941 amino acids.